AUAUCAGUUUUGUGAAAUAGUCAUGUUCUUUCUUGUAGAAAAAACUUUCAGAUUUUAAAUUCAGUAUUUUAAUAAUUAGGAGAUUUUUAGAAAAAGCAGUUGGUGCGAAAAGGCGCAUUGUAUUCUCUUUUAGUACUGAUAUCGCGAGACGAUUAUCGAGUCAAACUGAUUUAUGAAGUGAUUUCACUCUUGCUCAGAACUUGCAGAUUUUCGUGGCAAGGAAAAAAUGCAGAAGCAAAUCCACAUGCGAUUACAGUUGGUGGUCUUAUUGAAGCACCUCUAGACGUUGUACAGUGGAUGAAUGAACCAAUUUUCAUCAACAGAUUAUUCAAGCAGUUAAUGGAGUUACAUACUGAUCGUGCAGUGAUUCUAGAUACUAUAUUAUAUUUAUGCUGGGAAAAUAUUCAUUUCACAAAGAUCUUCCUGUAUAAUUUUUCGUUCGAGUCUUCAUGUACUUCCAAUGAAGUGAAAAAUGCAACUGCUGUUAUUGAAAGUGUUAUUGAAAUUAACGAUUCAGUACGAAAGGAACGACAACGUUUGGCUCUUUUAGGUUUUGAUAGUGGUUCUCAGAAGUACAAAGGUCUGGUACCGACAAUGAUUACCCAAAAGGAAAUUCACUCAUGGAAAGUAUAUCAUUUGAUUCGGACGCUGAUAAACGUUGCUUCGAACAAUCCAGGGAUUGUCGAGGUGCUGGCGGAAAACGAGCAAAUACGCAAUAAGUUACAUAAAAUGAAGGAGUGGUUGAAAUCGCAACUUGCUAUUCAAUCAGCGAAGCGAAAUAUGUAUGAUUACAGCAAGCGUCAUGAUGAUUUAGACACCUCCGCUGAGACUGAAAGAGGGGAUAACAUAGUUGAAAUUUAUGAACAGUUUUGUGAAUUUCUUUCAAAACUGUGUAAUCCGUUUGUGUCGAACUUUAAAUGUUCUUCAAGCAAUGAUCAUAGUCUUGGUAAAGACACUUAUCUCGAUGAUAUGUCGAGAACUGUACCUGAAGUUUCAAGUGAAGGAUGCUCUUCUUGCGUAUUUGGCGGUAAUUCACGAAUAGCUGGACCCUCAUUUGAUGAUAAAAACCACGAUGGAACAUUUUCCGCACGGGAACCAUCGAAAAUUACCCCUAAAAAAACUGCACCACUUAUUCCAAAAGAGAUUUUGGAAGAUUUAACGUUAGGAACAUCCAUAUCACUUAGUGAGAAACUACUGGCAAAUAUCGGUUUACCGCCUCCGCCAUCUUAUUCAGAAAGCGAAUCAACUAAUGUUUCUCAUUCAGCUUUGCAUCCUCAACAGCCAUUAUCACCUCACUGGAAUAUUUCAUCAUCAACCGAUGGAAUCCGUUCAGGUGAUUCUUCAGCUGAUUCCACGUCAACGGGUAUUGAGGUGGAAGAUGCACCACCCCCUUAUGAGCAAUUUUAA
Thelazia callipaeda (thelaziosis nematode) is the source of this 1407-nucleotide messenger RNA. Lineage: Eukaryota; Metazoa; Nematoda; Chromadorea; Rhabditida; Thelaziidae. The record is from the annotation of a GenBank genome assembly.